Brassica napus (rape) is the source of this 1611-nucleotide messenger RNA. Its product is annotated as metacaspase-5-like. The transcript has 2 exons. The coding region runs from base 216 to 1502 and encodes 428 amino acids. The record is from RefSeq and is a predicted model, not a curated record. Gene Ontology annotation, biological process: proteolysis. NCBI's taxonomy places the organism in Eukaryota, Viridiplantae, Streptophyta, Magnoliopsida, Brassicales, Brassicaceae. Gene Ontology annotation, molecular function: cysteine-type endopeptidase activity.
AACGUUAUUAAUUAAAGGCUUCUUUAAUUUAUAAUAGUAAUCAACAUUAGUAUCUUGACCAAAGAAAAAGCAAUAAACGUUACUAUAAAACCAUGGAGAACGACGAGAUGUAUUGUAACAGCUCACGAUCAUCAUCUUUAAAAAAGGAAAAACAGCUCACGAUCAAAAUCAAAAACAAAAUUAUUUUGUGAAGCGGACCUUUUGAGGUAUCAUCGAUGGCGAAGAAAGCAGUAUUGAUCGGAAUCAACUACCCUGGAACCAAGGCGGAGCUACGAGGCUGCGUCAACGAUGUUAAGAGGAUGCACAAAUGCCUAGUCGAUCGGUUCGGUUUCUCCGAGAGAAACAUCACUGAGCUGAUCGAUACCGACAACUCUUCCACCAAACCUACAGGCAAGAACAUCCGACGUGCGUUGUUGAAUCUAGUUGAGUCGGCUAGAUCUGGCGAUGUUCUCGUUGUUCAUUACAGUGGACAUGGGACGAGGUUGCCGGCUGAGACAGGGGAAGAUGAUGAUACUGGUUAUGAUGAGUGUAUUGUUCCUUGCGAUAUGAAUCUUAUUACCGAUGAUGAGUUCAGGGAGCUUGUGAAGAAGGUGCCAAAAGAUGCACAGAUUACAAUCAUCUCAGACUCUUGUCACAGUGGUGGGCUCAUUGAUGAAGCUAAGGAGCAGAUAGGAGAGAGCACAAAGAAGGAUAAGAAAGAUAAAAAUGAUAAGAAGGAUAAAAAGGAUAAGAAGGAUAAGAAGAAGUCAAAGAAAGACUCUGGAACCUCUUCAAGAUUUGGAAUCAAAGACUUGGUGACUGAGGCUGUAGAAGAAGCGUUUGAAUCUAAAGGGAUCCACAUUCCUCACCACAAAGAUGAGAAACAAGAAGCCAAGGUUAAAGAGGUUGAACUAGACAAUGAUGAAAAAGUCCAUGUUGUGAACAAAUCUCUGCCUCUACAAACCCUAAUCGAUAUCCUCAAGCAUGACACCGGUAACAAUGACAUCGAAGUUGGCAAAAUCAGACCAACACUUUUCAAUGUGUUUGGAGAAGAUGCUUCUCCAAAGGUGAAGAAGUUCAUGAAAGUGCUUCUAACGAAGCUACAAGAAGGCAAAAGUGAAGGUGGGAUAUUGGGAAUGGUUGGGAAACUAGCUCAAGAGUUUCUUGAACACAAGCUGAACAAUGAUGAAGAGUAUGCGAAGCCUGCGAUGAAGACAGAUGUGGAGAGAAAGCAAGAUGUCUAUGCAGGUGCAAGCAAUGGUUCUCUUGCUGAUAAUGGUAUUCUCAUAAGUGGUUGUCAAACUGAUCAAACUUCCGCGGAUGCAAGUCCUGUGGGGAAACCUGAGAUGGCUUAUGGAGCAUUUAGUAAUGCUGUGCAGAUCAUACUUGGGGAGACAAAAAGUGAGAUUACAUACAAGGAACUUGUUAUGAAAGCAAGAAAGCUUCUUAAGAAACAGGGCUAUGCUCAACGACCGGGGCUGUAUUGUAGCGAUGAGUAUGUGAAUGCUCCGUUUAUUUGUUAAGGGUUGGUACUCAACAAAGUAUGUGGAGUUACGUGUUGAAUAAGUUAUCUGAUUUCUUUGUUGUUAUGUUAUUGUAACUUUGAUUUGAAUGUCAAGCGUUCAUUGUCCA